AUGCUGCGCCGCACUUUCUUCUCUCUCUGCAGUGUUCCUUCAUCCAUGCGAUGGAAACCAAUUCUCGAUGUGGCCCAUUUUGAUGUUUGUGUGAUUGGCGCCGGUCCGGCCGGUGUGUCCGCCGCCCUUCGCGCCGUGGAUUACAAAAAGCGGGUUUGUCUUGUGGAGAAGAAACGCAUUGGCGGCUGUGAUCUCUGGAAUGGGGCCCUGCAGUCGAAAGUAAUGUGGGAGAUGUCUAAUUUCUUAGCAAAGGCCAACGGCAGUGCGGCCCAGCGAGUGUACAAUACCACCAUCUCGCAGUAUAUGGAAUUAGAUGAGGAACGCAUGCGGGAAACUCUUAUAAAGGCCAGCACUAUGCGGGAAAAACAAAUCCUCGCCGCCCUGGAGGCCGCUGGGGUAACGUUAAUGUACGGACGUGCCUUCUUUGCAAGUCCACGGGAAUUAGAAGUACGCAAUCGUGAUACCCGCGAGUACCGUACAUUAACGGCGGAUUAUUUUAUUAUCGCCACAGGAUCCACCCCGGUAGAACACCCAUAUGUAGCGGUAGACCACAAACGUGUAGUGACCUCAGAUGAUAUUAUGAUGAUGCCACUACCAAAGAGUAUGGUGAUUGUGGGAGCUGGAGUUCUCGGCAGUGAGUUUGCCGCCAUCUACGCACGGCUUGGCACAACGAAAGUGUAUCUUCUCGAUAAGGAAGAGUGUAUUAUGCCAAAAGAGGAUGAUGAUAUAGUGGCAAAGAUACAGGAAAGUAUGGAAAAACAUGGUGUGGUGAUUCAUCAGGAUUCUAUCUUGUAUAAUAUGCAAUCAUGGGAGGAAAAUGAAGAAGAAACCAGUGAGCAUCCAGAAGAUCCUACACCUCGCAGUGGUGUGCGGUACACUAUUAUGAAUCGUAAGACUCGAGAACUCUGUACAUAUGAAGUGGAACGUGCUCUUAUUGCCAUUGGACGUCAACCAUUCUAUCAUGGAUUAGGUUUACAGAAUGCCAAGUGUAAGGUGCGAGAUGGGAUACUCGUAUUGGAUGAUUUCGGUAUGUGUGAAGGACAGAAUCAUAUCUAUGCUAUUGGUGAUGCCGCUGGGGAUUCUAAAUUAGUGAGUGUGGGUGAGGCAAGAGGACAACUUGUUAUUGAUCGUAUAUAUGGUGUACAGAGAGUUCAUCCACUUCGACAUGAUUUCACACGACUUAUAUUUCUUACCAUUGCGGUUGCUUCUGUUGGUAUGAAUGAAAAAUUGUGUAGAAGUCAAAAUUUAUCCUACAUUAUGGCUAAAUACAGUUUUGAACUUUGUAGUCGUACCAUUGCUGCAGAUAGUACCACAGGUUUUGUGAAGAUACUUGCUACCAAUGAUUCCUCAAAGACCCUCUUGGGUGUACGGGUGGUAGGAACAAAUGCCAGUACGAUUAUUGAACUCGCUUCAGCUGCCAUUAAGAAGAAGCAAUCUGCUUAUGAGUUUAGUGAACUCGUAACAGCAUACCCUUCUGUUUCUCAGGCUUUUCUAGAGUGUUUACGUGUUAUUCUUGGCAGCUCUACAUUAAAGCCAGGAACAUUUCCUGGUCUUGUCUGUGAGACAUGGACCCCAUCAGGGUAUGAGCGUGGUCGUGCCUACAAGGAUUCCACAGAUACAUCUAAAGAGGAAGAAGAGGAAGAGGAGAAUGAUGAAGAUGAGGAUGAAGGGAAUGUAGAGAGUACGAGGGAGAGGAAUGCGCAGAAGGCAUCUAAUGCCUUUAUGGAACGUGUAAAGCAGAUGUCUACAGAGGAAUUAUAUGAGGCAAAGAGAGUAACAGAGGCGAUAGAAACUGCAGCUGUGGGAAAGUCAAAUGUUGAAUCGACAUCAUCUUCAUCUAAUCCUAAUACUUCUACACCUACUACCACAUCUUCUUCUUCUGCUUCUGUUUAUCCUACUCCCGGAUCCUUUUUCCAUUGA
Molecule: messenger RNA, 1920 nt
Organism: Trypanosoma theileri
Lineage: Eukaryota; Euglenozoa; Kinetoplastea; Trypanosomatida; Trypanosomatidae
Product: putative dihydrolipoamide dehydrogenase, putative,acetoin dehydrogenase e3 component
Exons: 1
Coding region: 1-1920 (639 amino acids)
Cellular component (GO): oxoglutarate dehydrogenase complex; mitochondrion
Molecular function (GO): flavin adenine dinucleotide binding; dihydrolipoyl dehydrogenase (NADH) activity
Source: RefSeq, a predicted model, not a curated record